Messenger RNA from Hirsutella rhossiliensis, 885 nucleotides. Its product is annotated as C6 transcription factor. The record is from RefSeq and is a predicted model, not a curated record. Lineage: Eukaryota; Fungi; Ascomycota; Sordariomycetes; Hypocreales; Ophiocordycipitaceae. Bases 1 to 885 code for a protein of 294 amino acids. The transcript has 2 exons.
AUGCCGGCCACCGACGACGUGACGCAACCGCGGCGGCCCGAGCAAAGCAAUCCUGAGGCCGGCCUUGAGCGACGCCAUGGAGCCGGCCUUGACCGCAGUCCGGCCACCAUGGCCACCGUCGUCCGCAGAGCGUCUUCAACCCCGUCUCCGCUGCCGUCGCCCUUUGACGAUCCCCGGCCGUCCCUAUUCCAGAGUGUCGACUCCGACGACAAGUGUCCCAAGUUCAUGACCACGCUGCUAUCGGAUCCGACCUUUAAGAGCUGCUACCCGCUCUCCAUGUUGCUACAGACAUCGAACGGUUUCUUCGACGCCCAGAAGCAGCUCCCAAGCAUCGUCGGCGUCCUCGACGCUGCUUGCAAGGCCAACGCCGCCUCCUGCACCGAAUUCCUCAACCGGGCCGCCGACAAUCUCGCCGCUGUCGCAAACUGCAAAGCCGAGCUGGACCAGGGCCAGUCACGCGUCCUGCAGGCCUGGCGCGGCCUCAGGGCCUACAGGACCCUCUACACGGCCUCGUGUUUGCAGGAUCCCUCGUCAGGCAUGUACUGCUUCGCCAACGCCGUCAGCAACCUCAACAACCCGUCCGACUCGUACCUCUACUUCAUGCCCUACGGGCUGGCGUUGCCGGGCGCCUCGACCCCGUCGUGCAACAAGUGCACCAGCGAGACCAUGCGCGUCUACCACGCCGCGUCGGCCAACAGGUCCGACUUUGUCUCCGACAAGUACGAGGCCGCCGCCAACCAGAUCAACGUCCUGUGCGGGCCCAGUUUCGUCAACGCGACGCUGCCCCGGGCCGAGGCCGCCGCCUCCCUCGUCCCCCCGCCCUUGUCCCUCGCCCUUCUGACCAGCAUCUUGGCCAUCCUUGUUACUCUCGGCUCGCUCUUAUAA